CCAGCGACCAUACCAACGCCACCAACGCCAGCGCAAGUCUCCACCAACCGCAUAAAAUAAAACCCUUCCGUCUCUUUCGAGUCCACUCUUCACUUCGAUAGCCAUCUUUUUAAAUCACACCAAAUCUUCAAAAUCCAAAGUCAAAGAUCGCAUUAUCUCUUUUCUCACCAAUACUUUCUGAGCUCCUACAAUGGCGCAGAUUUCAGACAAGGAACUCAACGCCGUCACAAGGAGGAUCGCAACCUUCUCCAACCAUCUACUACCGGUCGGUUCGAGCGGUGGUUCCAUCGGGUUCUGUAAUGCUUCAAUGAAUGAUAGCUAUCAUCGAAUCCAUGGUGAAGUUCCGAGCCACGAGGUUGAGUGGAAAACUGCUUGUGAUGAGCAUGGGAAAGAGUUCACCGAUAUUAUUUGUGAAAAGGCAGUGGAUGAGGGCAUUGCAAAGAUUACAAUAAAUAGGCCACAGAGAAGAAAUGCGUUCCGGCCGCAGACAAUUAAGGAGCUUAUGCGUGCUUUUAAUGACGCCAGGGAUGAUAGUUCCGUGGGAGUCAUAAUUCUCACUGGGAAGGGAACCAAGGCAUUUUGUAGUGGGGGUGACCAGGAGUUAAGAAAAGCAGAUGGUUAUGCUGAUUUUGAAAAUUUUGGCCGCCUUAAUGUUUUAGAUCUUCAGGUACAAAUUAGGCGUCUUCCGAAACCAGUGAUAGCAAUGGUUGCUGGUUAUGCUGUUGGAGGAGGACAUGUGUUACAUAUGGUUUGUGAUCUGACCAUUGCGGCGGAUAAUGCUAUUUUCGGCCAAACUGGUCCUAAGGUAGGAAGUUUUGAUGCUGGUUAUGGAAGUUCCAUUAUGUCCCGCUUGGUUGGACCUAAAAAGGCACGUGAAAUGUGGUUUCUAGCAAGAUUUUACACAGCUUCUGAGGCAGAGAAAAUGGGACUUGUCAAUGCUGUUGUGCCGCUAGAGAAAUUAGAGCAGGAAACGAUUAAAUGGUGCAGAGAGAUCCUACGAAAUAGUCCAACAGCAAUUCGAGUGCUCAAAUCAGCUCUUAAUGCAGUUGAUGAUGGCCAUGCUGGACUCCAGGAACUUGGUGGAAAUGCCACACUCCUUUUUUAUGGCACUGAAGAAGGAAAUGAAGGGAAGACAGCAUAUGUGCAACGUAGACGCCCAGAUUUUUCAAAAUUUCCUAGGCGACCUUAGAAGUUGAAUCUUGCAGCUGCAUUUGCAUUAAAAAUGUCAAACUUUUGUAGUCUCAUUUUCUAUAAAUUUCAGUAAGUAGUAUUUAAAACUAUGUUUUUCAAUUCAUGAAAAUGAGACAACUGCAUCAACAAAAACAGGAAAUUGGGGGCUUGGGAUUUGAAUGGUUUGUAAUUUGGACUACGCCAUUGCAUCAUGUGCCCAUGUGUGGUUUGUUGUUUCCUAGUAAUAAUACUAAUAAUUUUAUAAUA
Theobroma cacao (cacao) is the source of this 1437-nucleotide messenger RNA. RefSeq names its product enoyl-CoA hydratase/isomerase D (gene ECHID). The record is from RefSeq and is a predicted model, not a curated record. Gene Ontology annotation, cellular component: cytosol. Gene Ontology annotation, molecular function: 1,4-dihydroxy-2-naphthoyl-CoA synthase activity. NCBI's taxonomy places the organism in Eukaryota, Viridiplantae, Streptophyta, Magnoliopsida, Malvales, Malvaceae. Gene Ontology annotation, biological process: menaquinone biosynthetic process.